This is a messenger RNA of Rhipicephalus microplus (southern cattle tick), 651 nucleotides long. RefSeq names its product lactosylceramide 4-alpha-galactosyltransferase-like. The record is from RefSeq and is a predicted model, not a curated record. Lineage: Eukaryota; Metazoa; Arthropoda; Arachnida; Ixodida; Ixodidae.
AUGAAAACCUCUAACAGAAGACAAGAUCGCAUAUGGUUCCUGGAAACGUCAAAUAGAACGAGACUCAACGCAAAAGAAGCCUGCAGCAUCGAGUCCGCUUGCCGGCACAACAAGAACUACAUCAUACAUUUGCUCUCUACCGGAAAUAUCAGCACGUAUGAAUGCCAAUACAUUCGUCUGCUUUCAAAAUUACCGAAUUUUCAGCACUCGGGACUUAACCCGAGCGCAGAACUGGCGGAGACUCCGUUGGAACCAUUGUACGCGGAAGGAGGAGCACUGCAUCGAAGCCCGUAUUUUGUGGCACAUCUGAGCGAUUUCCUCCGGUACGUCGUGCUUUGGAGUCGCGGCGGUGUUUACUUAGACACUGACGUGAUCGUGAUCAGGUCUCUGGAAGGAAUCAAGAAUAGCCUAUUCUAUCAGUCGAGAACUCCAGGUGAAUCUGUGGCAAAUGGUAUUCUCUUUUUUGACAAGCAUCACCCCGUGCUCAGAGCCCUUAUCAGUGAACUCCUGGCUGUGUCGGCCAUGUUGGAGAUGGCUACAUCUCCCAAAGUAACAAGCAGCCACCGCCUGUGUGGGUUACCCCCUCAAUUUGGUCCCUUGGUAUCGACACCCAGAAAGUUGGCAACUCCGAUGACAAGCCCGGCGGUCUAA